CGGGGCGGGGCCGUGGGGAGGGGCGUUCAUGCAGAGCGCGCUGUUCCCUGCACCCUGAGGCCGCGGCCUCUGCCCGAGACCUCCCGGGCGGGGAGGGCCUCCUGGGCCAGCUCUCUUCCCGCCACGCCUCUCCCCGCUGUUUAUUUACCCCAGGCGCGCGGCACCACCAGCCGGAGGACGCAGCACAGCACGGCUGAUCCCGCCCGCAGGACCACCGUCUGCUGACCCUCCCUAGCAGCCUGCCUCAGCCUCCCUUCCCUGAGCUGGCAUCAUGGAGCCCCUGGAGAGCCGAGUCCACUACAACAGGUGGGAAGACAGCAGCCAGGAAGAAGUCAGAGUGGCCGGCACCAUGUCAAGCACAGAGGCGUCAUGCUGCAGAAAGAUCUCCCAGACGCUGUGCACGGGCAAGCUUGGCAUCGCCAUGAAGGUGCUGGGUGGGGUGGCCCUUUUCUGGGUCAUCUUCAUCCUGGGCUACGUCACUGGCUACUACGUGCACAAGUGCAAGUGAAGGCCGCCGGGCUCACGUGCACGGGCUCAGAGACUCUAAACACAGGAAGCUGUCCAAACAGAAGACCGUGCUGCUGGCCACUCCAUUUCCCCCUGGAGCCAGAUGGUAAGGCAGUGAGGCCACCAAGGCCCUCAGCAGCUGCCGGGGCCUGGGGACCAAGCUCUCUGGCUCCAGGCAGGGGUGCCUGUGCCGGGCAUACACACGAAUACACGCAGACACAAGGUGCACACGGGACACACGACAUGAAGCGGGGAGAAGCACUGGCUUGGCACAUGUACUUUGUGAUUUUUGGUUCAAAGACCUAACCCUUCCCCAGCUGUGCCUACUUUCCCCUCAGCGGCUGACAACUGCUGACAAGUGACCACUGUCUGCCCACGGACACCUGCCUGUGGCCCCAUGCCAGUGACAGCACCCGGCCUGGCAUGCUGCUGCGGUCCUGCUGUGGCCUGUGCUCUGCCCCCUGCUCAAGCCCUCCAUCGGCACACUGCUGAAAUCUAACCCCACCAAAUCUAAGUCAUUUUCAAAAGCUUUUCUUUUUUUUUCAAUAAAAAAGGAAGACCGCC
Chinchilla lanigera (long-tailed chinchilla) is the source of this 1071-nucleotide messenger RNA. RefSeq names its product small integral membrane protein 1 (Vel blood group) (gene Smim1). Lineage: Eukaryota; Metazoa; Chordata; Mammalia; Rodentia; Chinchillidae. The record is from RefSeq and is a predicted model, not a curated record. The transcript is spliced from 4 exons. Bases 272 to 508 code for a protein of 78 amino acids.